Molecule: messenger RNA, 4625 nt
Organism: Syngnathoides biaculeatus (alligator pipefish)
Lineage: Eukaryota; Metazoa; Chordata; Actinopteri; Syngnathiformes; Syngnathidae
Gene: erbb3a
Product: erb-b2 receptor tyrosine kinase 3a
Exons: 29
Coding region: 109-4398 (1429 amino acids)
Biological process (GO): nervous system development; cell surface receptor protein tyrosine kinase signaling pathway; protein phosphorylation
Cellular component (GO): basal plasma membrane; signaling receptor complex
Molecular function (GO): neuregulin binding; neuregulin receptor activity; ATP binding
Source: RefSeq, a predicted model, not a curated record
CACGGUACGACUAGGACUGGAUUUACUACCGUUGCUGUUCCAAAUGGACGUUUGGACCCUUCUCUUCAUGGGAUGCUAAUCCUGCUUCGGAACCGCGUGACGUUUUGAAUGAGGAUGACCGCACUCGUAAGGAAGGGCCAACAGGUGCGCUGUGUCCUGCUCUUGCUGCCCUGCUUAGCGCUGCGAUUUUGUAGUGCUCAGACGCAAGGAGUGGUCGUGUGUAGCGGCACCCAAAAUGCUCUGAGCACGACGGGAAAUUCCGAGAUCCAGUACAACUUGAUGCGGGAGAGGUACACUGGCUGCGAGAUCGUCAUGGGCAACCUUGAGAUCACCAUGAUGGAGCACACCAGAGAUUUCUCCUUCCUGCAGUCAAUCAGGGAGGUGACAGGCUACAUCCUGUUCGCCAUCAAUGAGUUCAGCCGCCUGCCGCUGGACCACCUUCGUGUCAUCAGGGGCACCACCUUGUACGAGGACCAGUACGCCUUGGCUGUGAUGGUCAACUACCAGAAGGACGGCCAACACGGCCUGCAGGAACUGGGCCUGACACACCUCACAGAGAUACUGGCGGGAGGAGUCAAGAUCAUUCAGAAUAAAUAUCUGAGCUAUGCCCCAAAAGUCAUCUGGCUGGACAUCGUGAAGGAUGAGACGGCGCCUAUUGUAUUGGAGGACAAUGGACCUGAAAAGCCUUGCAGUGAUGCAUGUGAGAACGUUCCGUGCUGGGGUCCCGGAAACAACACGUGUCAGAUCUUGACCAAGACGGUGUGCGCCCCGCAGUGCAAUGGCCGCUGUUUUGGCAGGAGCCCUAGCGAGUGUUGUCACAAUGAGUGUGCCGGAGGCUGCAAUGGACCCUUCGAUACCGAUUGCUUUGCUUGCAGGAACUUCAACAACUCGGGUUCCUGCGUCCCUCAGUGUCCCCAGACUGUGAUCUACAUCAAGCACACGUUCAAAUUGGAGCCCAACCCCAACGCCAAGUACCAGUACGGCUCCAUCUGUGUGGCCCAGUGUCCCGCAAACUUUGUGGUGGAUGGCAGCUCAUGCGUCAGCAAUUGUCCCACACAUAAAAUGGAGGUGGAGAAAAAUGGGAUGAAAAGGUGUGAGCCCUGUGGAGGCCUCUGUCCUAAAGCUUGCCGGGGUACAGGAACUGAGAACCGACAGACGGUGGACGCUCUUAACAUCGACAGUUUCAUUAACUGCACAAAGAUCCAAGGCAGUCUUCACUUCCUGGUGACUGGGAUCCAUGGUGACGAUUACAACAACGUCCCAGCCCUUGAUCCGGAAAAACUGAAGAUUUUCAACACGGUGCGCGAGAUCACAGACAUCCUCAGUAUCCAGUCGUGGCCUGAAAACAUGACAGAUCUAUCCGUCUUCUCCAACCUGCAAACCAUUCAAGGCAGAAAACUGUAUAGAGGAGUGAGCUCUAAAAGGGGCUACUCUCUCCUGGUGAUGAAGAUCCCGUCCUUGACCUCUCUGGGUUUACGCUCGCUGCAAAGAAUUAAUGACGGAAGCAUCUACAUCACAGGAAACAAGAGGUUGUGCUACCACGACACGGUCAACUGGACACGCAUCUUGAGUGGCAGUUCACGGCCUCAGCGACGGCAGAAGUACAUUGACGUCAAGGAGAACCGGCCAAGGGAUGAGUGCGUUGAACAAGGCCACGUGUGCGACAACCUGUGCUCCUCUGAGGGCUGCUGGGGUCCAGGCCCGGAUCAGUGUCUCUCCUGCAAGAAGUACAGCAGGGAAGGCACUUGUGUGCCAGAGUGCAUGUUCUUGACAGGGAAGAGACGCGAAUUUGCUGAUCCAUCAGGGGAAUGUAUGCCCUGCCACCCCGAGUGUAAAGUACAGGAGGGAAAGGAGACCUGCACUGGCCCGGGAGCAGAUGAGUGUGUAGCGUGUGCCAACCGACAAGACGGCCCGCAUUGUGUCUCCCUGUGUCCGGAGGGUGUGAUGGGAGGCGAGGGGGUCAUCUUCAAGUACCCAAACAAGCAAGGCCGCUGUGAACCGUGUCACAUCAACUGUACUCAAGGGUGCUUUGGUCCUGGAAUUGGAGGUUGUAUUGGGUCUUCCAGAUACAUUUCUGGACAAGCAACCACGGGCAUCGUACUGGGAGUUAUAGCCCUUCUGUGUGCCAGCUUCUCUGUUUUUGUGCUGAGUGUUCUGUACCGGCGAGGCCUCGCCAUCCGCCGCAAACGAGCUAUGAGGAGAUACAUGGCCAAUGGAGGGGUGAGGAGUUUUGAGCCACUGGACCCCAGUGAGAAGGGGCCCAAAGUCCACGCUCGGAUCCUGAAGUCCACCGAACUGCGUCAGAUCAAGCGCCUGGGUAACGGCGUGUUUGGAUCAGUUCAUAAGGGCAUUUGGAUCCCUGAAGGAGACACAGUGAAGCUUCCAGUUGCCAUCAAAACAAUUCAUGAUCGCACUGGGCGACAGACAUUCUUCGAAGUGACAGAUCACAUGAUGGUAAUGGGAAGUUUGGACCACAUCAAUGUAGUCAGGAUCCUCGGUAUCUGUCCCGGCGCUGACUUGCAGCUCAUCAGCCAGCUCAACAACCAAGGCUCACUGCUGGAGCACGUCAGGAACAACAAAAACAAGCUCAGCCCACAGAGGCUCCUCAAUUGGUGUGUGCAGAUAGCGAAGGGGAUGUAUUACCUGGAGGAGAACAGGAUGGUCCAUAGGAACCUGGCUGCCAGAAAUGUGCUGUUGAAGAAUAACUACACCGCCCAGAUCUCUGACUAUGGCAUUGCCGAUCUACUAUACCCUGAUGACAAGAAGCACUUUUACAACGAAGUCAAGACACCAAUCAAGUGGAUGGCCUUAGAGAGCAUCCUGUUUCGCAGAUACACUCAUCAAAGUGAUGUCUGGAGUUACGGAGUGACAAUAUGGGAGAUGAUGUCACACGGCAUAGAGCCAUACUCAAAUAUGCGGGCGCAAGAGGUUCCCGAUCUGCUGGAAAAGGGGGAGCGACUGUCCCAGCCGCCCAUUUGCACUAUUGAUGUCUACAUGGUCAUGGUCAAGUGCUGGAUGAUUGAUGAAAAUGUCCGUCCCACCUUCAAAGAGCUUGCCAAUGAAUUUACCAGAAUGGCAAGAGAUCCUCCUCGCUAUCUGGUGAUCAAGGAGGACUGCAGCCAGCCUGACGGGCCCCUUGACGAGUUUGCGCAACGUAGCGCAGACCUGGAUGACCUGGAGGAUCUUGACUUUGAGCUGGAGGACCAGCUGGAGGAAGCAUCAAUGGAUCCCCUCCGGCCGCCACCUCAUUACCUAUCUCCCGUUAAAUCUAGAAGCGUCAAUGGCCUCUCCAGGCUGGAUUCCCACAGAGUGGUUCUGAGUACACCAGGUGGUGCUGGUUAUUUGCCAAUGACAGCAGGUGUGGAAAACCAAGGACAGGCACCGUGGCAGUCACGUUCUCGACUCAACUCUGCUCGCACCGUGUCAGAGAGCUCGGAGGGCUGCGGCACAGCCAUCGAACUGGAGAUGAUCGAGGACUUGUCUCUGGCUGGGAGCCCAAAGCGUGGGCGUCAUCGGCAGGACAGCGCCUACAUGUCCCAAAGAGACAGCUUGUCCGGUGGGCCGCCGGAGACGCCAUCCCCAGAGAUGGAUGAAGAGGACCAAAACGGCUACGUGCUGCCUGGACACAGCCCCGAGAGAGAAACCCUGCUGUGUCCGCCCCGAGUCAUUCCCGACAGGUUGGGCAAGUCGCACUCCUCUGGGCUGUUGUACAACUCGAACGACGACAAGUACGAGUACAUGAGCAAGCAGACGAACCUCUCGCCCCGAAUCCCCGCCCGCCUCAAAGAAAACGGCCACCGGCUCAAGGCCAACAAAAAGCGAACGUCCUCCCUAUCGUCGCAAGUGACGGCGAGCUUGGGCGAUGUCACGUCAUCCAUCAGGAAUAAUCAAAGCUCAGAACAGCUUGGUUCUGAAGAGGUGAAAUAUGAAUACAUGGAUAUCAGGCGUAGUGAGAAGAGCGAAGCCCCUCCGGCGCACGCCCCUCCUCCUCCUCCCAUAGUUGGCGGAACGCCGGAAGAGGAGGAGGAGGAGGAAGAAGAGUACGUGGUAGACAGUAAUUAUCAUUACACGAACAGACAGCCAAACGUCAGAAAAGCUCUUCGGGAAAACAGGCAGCCACAGAUCCAGAAUGGGGACGAGGGUGAUGCUUAUGAGUACGAGGAAAUGGACUGCUUCCCCGCCAUCAAGCCUGCACCGACAGCAGAGUACCAAAACGUGCAAAUGGGAGGCGAGGGUGAGGGAAGUGGCCCCGCGGCUCGUCAGUUUGGCUUUGAGCCUUAUGUAAAAGUACGAGCUGGAGUUGAGAUUGGAGACCCGGCGAGCGGCGACAGAUCCUUUGACAAUCCCGACUAUUGGCACAGCAGGAUGUUCCUCAAGCCUAAAGCGGUACCCACAUGAAGGAGGCUCCUCGGCGUCUUGCUUAUUGCCAUUCAUGAAGGACUUGACAGGACAUUACACCCAUCCAUCCGACUAUUUUCUGAUCAAAAGCUAAAAUGUAGCCUACUUGAACUGACAGAAAGCUCAAGAACCAUACACUCGUGUUCAGGAUUACCAGUGCGCCAUUUCUAGAUGCACUGAAGAGAAAAAGAACGCAAAACAAGCUAUAUCCAGUAUUUUAGUUUACA